CAUAGCCGCCACCGCGACUGUGGUCGGAACGGGCUCUUACAGGCCUGUCCAACCUGCACGUACAACCUCAGGAACGUCGAGGGAGGGAUGGCGUCUGAAGGGGACAUUCAACACAGUCUUCACCAAGCUUUACAAGCCAACAAGGAUCAUCAGUAUGCUCUCAGAAUCUACAGCGAGAGGAUCGAUGCUGAACUCGAGUCUCUCAAUAAGCUACUCGCUGCUGCGGAUGUGUCGGACACAGAGGAAGAUAUCUUGGAAGUCAACUCCGGCGGCUGGGUGACUAUCCCGAACGCCGUAGACGCGGUCGCACCUCUGUUAUCCUCUGAGCUCUUGGAUCAGAACUCGCCGUUCCGAGAUGUUGCUUUGCGACGACAGCGCUUCGUCGAAGCGACUGUCGUGCAUCCAUGGAAGACACAGGAGCUCGAAGCAUUGGCGGACGCUGUUAGGUCGGAGAAUCAUCGCUUGUAUGCAGUCGAGGCCCAGCUCCGUGGACAAGAAGGGCUACUGCAACCGUCCGAAGAUACAGCCAAGUUCAUGUCAGAGAACAUGACAGGGCUAGACUGGGACCGGGUCUCAGCUAAAGUUUCCAAAUCGAGCCUAAGCGGCGACCAUCGCUCCGCCAAAGAAUGUGAGGUCAAGUGGCUGGGAGAGCGCCAUCCGCAAUUUAACCACUCUCAAUGGACGCAGCAUGAAAUCGACCAGGUCAAAGCGUUAGUCGCCAACUGCGUGCCCGGACAGAUCGACUGGGUAAAUGUCGCAGAAAAGCUGGGCACCCAUCGCACACCGGUUGACUGCAUGCGCCAUGCUAUCAUUCGGAGGGCGCAUACCUGGGAGUCCGCCAGUGAUCAACGACUGCGUGAUGCUGUGGAGAUGUACGGGAUAGACAACUGGCACCUAGAGGACGCCACCCCACAGCAGUGCCAAACCCGCUACACGAGGUACUUAGAUCCCACCAUCAAGCACGGACCAUUCACAGAGGAAGAGAACAAGCUUCUGCGCGACGGUGUAGCAGUUUACGGCAACGCGUGGCAGGACAUCGCGCAGUUCAUCCCCGGGAGGACGAACGAGCAGUGUCGGGAACGCGCACAAGAGCUCAGCAGCGCGGCCAACCCCAAGAGGAAAUGGACAGACAUCGAGGACCGCUUUCUGCUGGAAUCCGCCGAACAGGCCGAGUCGAUUGAUUGGAAGGAGAUCAGUAAGGCUUUGGGGACUGGGCGUACUGAAAGCCAGUGUCGAAACCGAUAUGGCGUACUCAUGAGGAGGAUCGCGCGUACGACCAUUCCUGGCUCUACGGGAACAUUGAGACCUAUUCUUCCUGCGCCAGCGCGAGCUCCGGACCCUUCGCAAAUCGCUGGAUCGAGUGCGUCUCGUGCGCCAUCGCGACCCCCCAACGUGCCCAGGCCUAUCCUCCCUGCCCCGACGCUCAGGCCAUCAGAGCCGAGUUCAGUCGCUGGCCCAAGUGGCACAUUUCAAGCGUACUCGCGAUCUCCGUCGAUUGCCGCACCACCAGCAGAGAUCCCAACUGUUUCGUCGUCUCAAACGGGCACAGUCGUGUCUGACACACUCACUGAGACUGCAGCACAUCUGGAUAUGUCGAACGCGCCCCUAGUCGUGCAGGAGGUGCAAGCAGCUUCGUCUCAAGCAAGCACGUCAAUGUCGCCUGGCGAGACACGCGCGCCGCCUCAGCCGCGACCGCGUCCUCGUCCGCGUCGCAAGCAAGCCGAGCCCGAAUCUACGCCUGCACCAUCUACUUCCUCGGCACCUCCGGCACAGAACGUACAAGACGGUGGUAUGGAUCCAUCAGCACCGGUCACGAUAGACAAAGGGAAGGCGAGGGAAACGGCGCCAGAGCCUGGCGGAGGGGAGACCACAGCGAGAACGCGCAGACCGACGAAGCGGCUGCUCGAUGCUGCGGUCGACAAUCCGCCUUCGAAGAAGAGGCAAACAAGGAAGAAAAUUUCGGCUACAGAGGAUUCUGCUGUCCCACAAGCUGAAGCUGAAACCACAGCGAGUGCCCAAGCUGCGUCGACGGUGAAUAACUCACCACUACCACCACCAUCACCGAACAACAGCGCGAAUGGCCCGAGGCCCUUGGCACCAUCCCAACCGGCUGCAUCCACAACCGCGACAACGAUAACAGCAUCAGCCAUAGCGCCUCAAAAUCCAGGAAGAGGCGGCAAGAGAGGUAGACGUUCAGGCCCGCGAACACAACCCUCCAAACAACAGCCUACGAGACGAUCGACAAGGAAGCGACAAUCCUCUGUGGAUCCUGUGGUGGAUGCUGCGGCGCCCUCAGUGGAAGCCAAUGUCCCCUCCUCUUCUAUCGAUGCCAAUCUGACAGACAACUCUUCGGAAUUGUCGUCGCUACCGCCAUCGCCGUGAUAGUGACAGCGGACC
This is a messenger RNA of Fomitopsis serialis, 2397 nucleotides long. RefSeq lists its product as uncharacterized. The transcript is spliced from 10 exons. Bases 88 to 2382 code for a protein of 764 amino acids. The record is from RefSeq and is a predicted model, not a curated record. Lineage: Eukaryota; Fungi; Basidiomycota; Agaricomycetes; Polyporales; Fomitopsidaceae.